This is a messenger RNA of Synchiropus splendidus (mandarinfish), 863 nucleotides long. RefSeq names its product glutathione peroxidase 2 (gene gpx2). Lineage: Eukaryota; Metazoa; Chordata; Actinopteri; Syngnathiformes; Callionymidae. Gene Ontology annotation, molecular function: glutathione peroxidase activity. The transcript has 2 exons. The record is from RefSeq and is a predicted model, not a curated record. Gene Ontology annotation, biological process: response to oxidative stress.
CCGUCAUGGACCAGCCUCCUGCCCGGCCACCUGACACCGACUCUCAGCUCUCAAAAGAGUCAGGUGACACGCGCUGUCACGCACUCGGAUCCUGUCUCGCCGCGGAGAGGACGCAAGGAUGACCUUCAUCGCCAAGACCUUCUACGACCUGAGGGCCACCACCCUGGAGGGGGACUCGGUGGACUUCAACGUGUUCCGAGGCCGGGUGGUCCUGAUAGAGAACGUGGCCUCGCUGUGAGGGACCACCACCCGGGACUUCAGCGAGCUCAACCUGCUCCAGAGCAAGUACCCGCACCGGCUGGUGGUCCUGGGCUUCCCCUGCAACCAGUUCGGAUACCAGGAGAACUGUUCCAACGGCGAGAUCCUCAAUUCCCUCCAACAUGUUCGUCCCGGCCAAGGCUUCCGGCCGAACUUCACGCUCUUCCAGAAGUGCGAAGUCAACGGCGCCAACACGCACCCGGUCUUCGCCUACCUGAAGGACAAGCUCCCGUACCCCGAUGACGACCCGCACUCGCUCAUGCAGGACCCCAGGUUCCUCACCUGGAGCCCGGUGAGCAGGAGCGACGUCUCCUGGAACUUCGAGAAGUUCCUCAUCGGGCCAGAGGGGGAGCCCUUCAAGCGCUACAGCAAGAAGUUCGCCACGGCCGACACCGAGCCGGACAUCCAGCGCCUGCUGCGGCUGACCAAGAACUGAGAGCCGCGUCCGCUUCCUUUAAGUCUUAGUUAAUGACGGUGAUGUUCUGAAAGUCCGCAGGGACGUUACCUGAGCUCCUGUAAGCGCUUAGAGCAAGUGGACCCUGAAGCACGCGACGUCACUGGGGUGCGGUGCCGUGACUUUACCAGCAGAUGGCGAUGUUGUUUUU